Marasmius oreades (fairy-ring Marasmius) is the source of this 2229-nucleotide messenger RNA. RefSeq lists its product as uncharacterized. The transcript is spliced from 11 exons. Gene Ontology annotation, cellular component: nucleotide-excision repair factor 1 complex. The record is from RefSeq and is a predicted model, not a curated record. Bases 1 to 2229 code for a protein of 742 amino acids. Gene Ontology annotation, molecular function: damaged DNA binding; single-stranded DNA endonuclease activity; single-stranded DNA binding. Lineage: Eukaryota; Fungi; Basidiomycota; Agaricomycetes; Agaricales; Marasmiaceae. Gene Ontology annotation, biological process: nucleotide-excision repair involved in interstrand cross-link repair; resolution of meiotic recombination intermediates; double-strand break repair via homologous recombination.
AUGUCCACGCUCCUCCCGUUUCACGAAACCAUACUCUCUGAAAUCCACGACCCAGCAACCUCAGACUUGCUCAUCAUCGCACGAGGUCUUGGCCUCCGUGGAAUUAUAUGUACGCUUCUCAAGAUUUACGACGGACCAGAGAAUUUGGUGUUACUUGUCAAUACGACGCAAGAAGAGGAAACAGAGAUUGGUGAAGAGCUUGGGCUAAUGGGAUGUAGGAAGCCUGGGUUGAGGAUCGUUGGGUAUGAGACUGGGUCUAGUAGAGAUCGCCAGGAUCUAUACAAGAAGGGUGGUCUAAUUGCGGUCACGUCGAGGAUCCUGGUCGUCGACCUGUUGCAGGGCGAUAUUCCGGUUGACAUGAUUACUGGCAUGAUUUUCCUACACGCUGAAAAGAUAUCCCCUCUCCACAUCGUCUCGUUCAUCACCAGGCUCUAUCGUGAAAAAAGCACCACUGGGUUUUUGAAAGCGUUUACCGACCAACCGGAACAUAUAACGAGCGGACUUUCUCCUCUCAAGAACGUGAUGAAAGAAUUGGGUCUACGAAGGGUGUCUAUAUAUCCAAGGUUUCAUCGAAAUAUCAAAGACUGUUUGGAACGAAAACGAGAGGACGUCGUCGAACUAUCUCAGAACCUUACGGAAUCUAUGGCAGAAAUACACAGAGCCAUCGUUCAUUGUAUGAACAUGAUACUUUCUGACCUUAGGCGGUCCAAAGACCAGCCUAUUUUCCAAGAUCCUAUAUGGCAUAAGGUCGGAUCGACGACGAAAGGUCUGGUUAGGGAUUUGGGUGUAUUGAGGAAGCUUGUUACCUACCUCCUCUCUUACGAUCCACUACAAUUUCACACGUAUUGUCAGUCGCUUCUGGCGUCUAUAAACGAACCCGAGAGUAGGGGAACCAGUACAGGGCGUACAAGUGAGUGGACGAUGACGGAUUCUGCGAGUACGAUUUUUCAGCUUGCGAAGAAUAGAUGUUUCAUCACCGUUCCCGAACCUGAAGAAUCAGAAACCGUUCAGAAAGAUAACCGUCCUCCUACUGUUGUCGAUCUCAUAGACGACGAAGACGUCUGGGAUGCUGUCAAUGAGGCUGAAGGGCUUGUACCUACGACGACGAUGACGACAUCGUCAAAGUCAAAGAAGAAUCACUCUUCCCAACGACCGAAAUGGCUCCCACCAAACCUCCACCCAGUUCUCGAAGAACUCCCCAAAUGGAGCUUGUUGGCCGAAAUCCUCGAAGAGAUCGAAUACGAGAUACUACGCUACGAGAACCACUCCCAGAAUGCAGCGUCAGCGGUGGGGGGAACGAACACGACGCUAGUGAUGUGUUCUGGUACCGCUACGUGUGGAUUGCUUACCGAGUUUCUUCAAAAAAUGGAUACUGGCGGAAAUAGGACAAAGGGGGAGUGGGGGAGGAAGUUGAUGUUGGGGAAGUUGAAGAGUUGGUUGUUUUGGGAGAGGGAGAGGAAGAUGGAGAAGGAGGGUGGUGGUGGUGGUGCGGGGAGUAAGAACCGUGGUGGUGGUGGUGGUGGUGGUACCGCAGCAGCAGCAGAUGCUCGGCCAUUGAAGAAGAAGGAUAGAGAGAAGGCGCAGAAACAGGCUUCUAGGCGGAGAGUCCGAGGUGGCGCGCCGAGCGGUGGUAGUAGAGCAACGACUGUUGCUCCUCCCGGAGGAACUGAUACGGCGGUUGUUGUUCCGCACAAGGAUGACGAUCCCUGGAGCGCAGACAUUGAAAUGCAACUGAUUGCAUUGGAUGAUGAAGAGCUUCAACUCAAUCUCGCAGCAGGCGUCGGCGGCCUCGGUGGCAUUAUCAGUAGUACCUCCGAGUUCAACGAAUAUUACGGGCUGAUACCCCCUGCUGAACAAGUCCUGGUAUGGGCGUACUCUGAUGAUACGGAUGAUCGGAUGCUUGAUGAGAUUAAACCGAGGUUCAUCGUCAUGUACGAGCCUUGUAUGGAGUUUGUUAGGAGAGUGGAGGUCUAUAAAGCCUGUAACCCGCAUAUGGAUGUACGCAUGUAUCAUAUGGUCUACAAUGACUCAUGUGAGGAGCACAAGUACCUUGCUGGUAUACGGAGAGAGAAGGAUAGUUUUGAGCGCGUCAACGCUUUCAACGCGCCGGAAGGUUUGGUCCGGGAGCGCCAACGCACCCCAACACUCGCCCAACGCUCGCCAACGCACCUCAACGCACGCCCAAUGCACCUCAAUGAAGAGGGGAUAGAAAUAAUAGACAUUUAUUGA